Molecule: messenger RNA, 1671 nt
Organism: Spea bombifrons (plains spadefoot toad)
Lineage: Eukaryota; Metazoa; Chordata; Amphibia; Anura; Pelobatidae
Gene: RNF208
Product: ring finger protein 208
Exons: 2
Coding region: 659-1456 (265 amino acids)
Biological process (GO): protein ubiquitination
Molecular function (GO): ubiquitin protein ligase activity
Source: RefSeq, a predicted model, not a curated record
GAUUGAGAGAGGCAGGCUCUGCAUCACUGCAGCAGCCACUGCAGACAGACAGGAGAGGCCGCGGCGCAGCACCACACCUGGCGACAAACUCUUGAAUAAGAUGCAGGAGGCCGCGCAAGCGCAGCCAACGGUUACGGCCACAGCUUCUUAGCCCCGCCGUCCAUACCGGGACGCGGCCCGGACGGCUUCGUGCGAAGCUUCUGGAAUGUAGCUGAUCCACUCGUGGGAGACGCUCGCGGAAAGGAAUUCGUUAUCGCGUUCUCCAACCUCACAAAUAAACAGGAAUAAAACCAGGGGGAGGAGAGGCACCUGUUCUCAAGGUACACCGUGCCCUUCAUCUGCUGUUUUUGUUUCGCCGGACUAUCUGCAAGGAUUACUUUGGAUUAUUAAGGUUUCCUCGUUACAGAUCGGAACGACCUCCAUACCGUCAGGUCUGUCGGGUCCAGCAAACCAAUUCUUCCAGCCCGGAGACCGGACAGUCGGGUUCUUUGGAGAGCGCAGCUCUGGAUCUGCUCGUAAACUACAUUACCUUUAACCCGGCACCUGAGUCUACCUGCCAUGGACGCCGUUGAAGGACGUAUUCCUUUGAUUGAUUCCCUCGUUGUUAUGUUUCCAGCAGAUUUCUGAAUUUUGUGCGGCCGACACGUUCUCCAGCCACAUGCAGGGGGCGCUCGGGGAAAACAAGGUCGCGGACAGUAAUGUGAAAAAAAUCCUUAUGUCUUGUCUGAAGGGGCAACAGGUCAUCAUCAAAAUGGAGACCAUGAAGAUCAUACAGCCGGAGAAGUUCUCAGAGUGCCAGAGCUCCCAAACCAGGUACGGCCCCCCGUCACGGAGGGAGCCUCCUUUAGUUGCCAAACGGGCUUGGCCUUCAGACUCGGAAAUCAUUGUGAACCAGGCCUGUGGAGACAUGCAGACUCUGGAGAACACCCCAAACACGCUGGGGCUUCCGAGGACACCCCCUCCACCGCGAAGGGAGAAGAUCUACCCCGGCCAGCGUAAGGCCAGCACAGAGAUUUGUUACCAUCGCAAGACCCCUUCCGACGAAGUUAUUGUCAACCAGUACGUGCUUCACCCGUCCGCCCCGUGCGAACCUUUGGAGUGUCCGACGUGCGGCCACAUGUACAAUUUCACAAACAAAAGACCUCGUAUCUUGUCCUGUCUCCAUUCUGUGUGUGAGGAAUGCCUACAGAUCCUCUAUGAGUCUUGCCCCAAGUACAAAUUUAUUUCCUGCCCCACCUGCAAGAGAGAGACUGUGCUGUUCACAGACUACGGCCUGGCCGCCCUGGCCGUUAACACCAGCAUCCUCAACCGGCUGCCCACAGAGGCUCUCUCCGCCAACCCGGUGCAGUGGAGCAGCGAGACAGACCGCAGCUGCUACCAGACCUUUCGGCAGUAUUGCGGGGCGGCGUGCACCUGCCAGAUCCGGAAUCCGCUGUCUUCCUGCGCCAUCAUGUAACCGGGGGGACUGUUCAUUAUAUCGCAGUAUUAUAUUGUAUGGGAGCCAAAGGGGAACCGGGACCCUCCGUUUGCUUCAGGCGGCCCCCGUAUCAGUGACACAUACUUUGUGAUUGGCAUCAACCUCUCCCCCAAUUCCUCCGUUUACGCCCUCCACCCAUUUGUCUCAGUGACCCUCUAGCGCCUCCGGCUGUCCCGUGUCUCAGUGGCAGCCCC